AGCCUUAGGCAGUGCCAUCACCUGCCUCCUGGAAUUUCCCAGCCAUUGGACAAUCGUAGUAUCUGACCUGUCCACCUGUGUAGACAUUCCUGCAUUGACAAAUAUUUACUGCCCCUCCCUGCCUAACUGGGGGAGGCCUGGGCAGGCUGGGUGGAGCAGGCUGGGCUCCCUUUGGCCCAGGCCUGGGAGACAAACAGGAUGAAGAGUCCUGGUUAAACCCCUAAACCUAGCUCUGGGCAGGCUGGAAGCAGGCCAGCUGUAUCUGCCCCAGGCUUCAGUCUUCCAGCUUGACAGGGGCGGGGAGGCGGUGUGAGGAGGGGAAGCCCUGGCUCCUGCAUGGAUCAGGUUUGGGCUAGGGACCCAGCCAGCUCUAGGGGCCUACUUGGGGGCCUGCUGCCUCCUGGAGGCUCCCCUCCCAGCUCUGGGCCCUCACACUCCCUGGGUAGGGGACAUUUGGAGCAGGAGGGCUCUAGACACCCAAUUCCCACAGCAAAGAGUGUGUGUCCAGCCUGUGAGGACAGUGGGCCUGGGCACAGGUUCAGGAGGGGUGAGCACAGAUGGGGUGUGCGUGGGGUGAGGGGUGGCCAUCUGAGGGCACAUGGUAAGUGAGGGUAGAGUCAGACUUCUCUUUUGGGUUAAGUAUUGCCCCCCAGGAGUGUGUUUGGGGACAGAGUGCUGGGAUCUGUGGUCCCCUGAAGCUGAACCCCUGAUACAGGACAGAGGACAACUUAGUAUCCUUGUCACUUGAUCAUUCACUGAACCCCAACCCCUGUUGCUGCCUGCUUGGGCUCCCCCAUUGGGACUGGUCCUGGGGCUUUUCUAUCCUCGGCUCCCUUCUCCUCUGCCGUCUGCCAGCUGGACCCAGCAGCCUCCACUACUCCCCCUCUGUAGCCAGUAUUGUCCUGGGGCCACCUUGGCACCACAGGUUUCCUCCCUGGCAAACCUGCAUGACCAUUUGGCCUGCCUCCCUCCAGAGCCCAGGCGCUUUCGCUGACCUGACGUGGUGGUGUUGGGGCCAGAGAUUUAAGCAGCAGCCUCGUUGCUCCAGGGACCUCUCAGACCCCUUGUCCAGACUGGCAGCCUGGAGAGCAAAGAGGCUGCCUGAUCGAGGUGUCUGUCUGGAGCAGAUUCUGUGGACACCGGCUCCUACUGUCUGUGAGGGAGACCCCAGUUAUUUCCUUAGCUGUUUCAGCCAAGCCCUCCCCGCUUUUGUGGCCACCUCCCCAGGCAAGGUGUGGGGCUUCCAUCCGCUGAGAAAGGUACUUGCAGAGCCAUGAAGAAGCGGUAUGUGGUGCUGGCCCUGCUGGCCGUGGUCCUAGUGAUCUUCAUCAUCAUCCUGUGCCUUUGCCUGCUCUUGACCUCCAAGCCACAGAGCCACGUCUACCCCAGGGCAGCUGUGGCCACAGAUGCCAAGUAUUGCUCAGAGAUCGGGAGGGACAUGCUGAGGGACGGUGGCUCGGCGGUGGAUGCUGCCAUUGCGGCCCUGCUGUGUGUGGGGCUCAUGAACGCCCACAGCAUGGGCAUCGGGGGCGGCCUGUUCCUCACCAUCUACAACAGCACCACGCGAAAAGUUGAGAUCAUCAACGCCCGUGAGGUGGCCCCUGGGCUGGCCUCCGAAGGCAUGUUUAACAGCCCGGAGCAGUCACAGAAAGGGGGGCUGUCGGUGGCAGUUCCCGGUGAGAUCCGAGGCUAUGAGUUGGCCCACCAGCGGCAUGGGCGGCUGCCCUGGGCUCACCUCUUUCAGCCCAGCAUCCAGCUGGCCCGCCAGGGCUUCCCUGUGGGGAAGGGCUUGGCGGCAGCCCUGGAGAAAGACAGGGCUGUCAUCGAGGAACAGCCUGCACUGUGUGAGGUGUUCUGCCGGGAUGGGAAGGUGCUGCGGGAGGGGGACAGACUGACCAUGCCGCAGCUGGCCAACACAUACGAGACGCUGGCCUUGGAGGGAGCCCAGGCCUUCUACAACGGGAGCCUCACAGCCCAGAUUGUCAAGGACAUCCAGGCGGCCGGGGGCAUUAUGACCACCGAGGACCUGAACAACUACCGUGCCGAGCUGAUAGAGCAGCCACUGAACAUCAGCCUCGGGGACGCCCAGCUCUACGUGCCCAGUGCCCCACUCAGUGGGCCCGUGCUGGCUCUCAUCCUCAACAUCCUCAAGGGGUACAACUUCUCCCCAGCGAGUGUGGAGACACCCGAACAGAAGGGUCUGACCUACCACCGCAUUGUGGAGGCCUUCCGGUUUGCCUAUGCCAAGAGGACCCUGCUUGGGGACCCCAAGUUUGUCAAUAUGAUGGAGGUGGUCCGCAACAUGAGCUCCGAGUUCUUUGCCGCCCAGCUCCGGGCCCGGAUCUCUGAUGAUACCACUCACCCGUUCCCCUACUAUGAGCCUGAGUUCUACACGCCUGAUGAUGGUGGCACUGCCCACCUGUCCGUGGUUGCAGAGGACGGCAGCGCUGUGUCGGCCACCAGCACCAUCAACCUCUACUUUGGUUCUAAGGUACGAUCACGGGUCAGUGGGAUCCUCUUCAAUGAUGAAAUGGAUGACUUCAGCUCCCCCAACAUCAUCAACCAGUUCGGGGUGCCCCCCUCACCAGCCAACUUCAUCAAACCAGGGAAGCAGCCACUCUCAUCCAUGUGUCCAGCGAUCAUCGUGGGCCGGGAUGGCCAGGUCCGCAUGGUGGUGGGUGCCUCUGGGGGCACGAAAAUCACCACAGCCACUGCGCUGGCCAUCAUCCAUAACCUGUGGUUUGGCUACGAUGUGAAGCGGGCAGUAGAGGAGCCCCGACUGCACAACCAGCUUCUGCCUAACACCACGACCCUGGAGAAAGACACUGACCAGGCAGUGGUUGCAGCCCUGAAGACCCGGCACCACCACGCUGAGGUCACUUCCAACUUCAUCGCUGUGGUACAGGCCAUUGUCCACACGGCUGGUGGCUGGGCAGCUGCCUCAGAUUCCAGGAAAGGCGGGGAGCCUGCUGGCUACUGAGUACUCAGGGCGGGCAAGGCUGACUGGCGACCUAAGGAUGAGAUGUCCGCUGGGGCCAAAGUGGGACUUUGAGGGGAUUUGCUUCCCCUGUGAGUGACAAAGCAGUGCAAUAAAUGGGGGCCACACCAUCAGGCUCUGGGCAGCCUUGCCAGCCAGGCUCCCAUAUCCCUGGACCUCAGCAUCCUGUGUGUGUGAAAUGGAGCUGUCAGGUGGGGAAGGGUGAAGAGGUGGGAUUCAGAGGUCUUUACCCCUCAGGUGCUGGAGCUAGCCUCAGAAUUUUCAUGAGAGCCCAGUGGGAGGGUGGGUGAGGGGCGGGGCAGACCCAUACCAAACAUUAUCCUUCGGUACCCUGAGCCUCAGGGGCCAGGUCGCCGCUUUUCUGG
Messenger RNA from Panthera uncia (snow leopard), 3363 nucleotides. RefSeq names its product gamma-glutamyltransferase 1 (gene GGT1). Gene Ontology annotation, biological process: glutathione catabolic process; regulation of inflammatory response; regulation of immune system process. Lineage: Eukaryota; Metazoa; Chordata; Mammalia; Carnivora; Felidae. Gene Ontology annotation, cellular component: plasma membrane. Bases 1274 to 2980 code for a protein of 568 amino acids. Gene Ontology annotation, molecular function: glutathione gamma-glutamate hydrolase. The transcript has 14 exons. The record is from RefSeq and is a predicted model, not a curated record.